ACACACAGCAUCAACAUGUACACCAAGGUUUUACUUUUCCUGUGCGCCGCUGGCAUCGCGUCUGCUGGAAACCUUCUGCAUGCCGCACCUGUGGCUUACAGCGCGGCGCCAUCCGUAUCCCACGUGUCUUACACAUCACACGCGGCUCCGGUUGCAUACGCCAGCCCAGCUGUCGCAUACUCUGCGCCAAUCGCAAAGACGGUAGCAUACUCUGCUCCAUCAGUCUCCUACCAGUCUAUCGCUUCCCAUUCCACUCCUCUUACAUACUCUUACGCAUCUCCGGCUAUCUCCACUUACAACGCUCCUAUUGUAAGUAAGACAAACUCUCCUGUCUCCUAUUCUUCUGUGGCUGCACACUCCGCUCCCUUGUCCUAUGCUGCUGCACCAGCAUACUCUGCAUAUUCUUCCGUUCCGGUCAAGACAGCAGUGACUUAUUCUGCUGCGCCCGCGGUCUCCCACGUCACUUACUCGGGUCUUGGUGUAAACUACGGUUGGUGAAAACGAAAUUCCACGGCAAAUUAUUUUUUAUG
Papilio xuthus (Asian swallowtail) is the source of this 530-nucleotide messenger RNA. RefSeq names its product pupal cuticle protein C1B-like. The record is from RefSeq and is a predicted model, not a curated record. NCBI's taxonomy places the organism in Eukaryota, Metazoa, Arthropoda, Insecta, Lepidoptera, Papilionidae. The coding region runs from base 16 to 498 and encodes 160 amino acids. The transcript has 2 exons.